Molecule: messenger RNA, 729 nt
Organism: Aspergillus niger
Lineage: Eukaryota; Fungi; Ascomycota; Eurotiomycetes; Eurotiales; Aspergillaceae
Exons: 3
Coding region: 1-729 (242 amino acids)
Cellular component (GO): Golgi apparatus
Source: RefSeq, a predicted model, not a curated record
AUGGAAACAGUCAACACAGCUCGCCCAUCGUAUUCAUGCGGAAGCAUGUAUAGGCCAACGACCAAGUAUGAAUGGUGGCUAUGCGGCGUGUUGCUGACACAGGCAGCUUUAACCAUCAUCUCCGAGCAAUGGGUUACCCCAACAAUCAAUCAAGUGCCGGUGUCCUACUUGAUACCGAUUAACCUAGGCAUUUUGAUUUUCGCGUGCUUGUUCGAGUUCAUUCUAUCCUUGGAUGCAAUGCAUCACAAGAAUAACAUUCUUCUGUUUGCAGUCUGCAUCUGUAAUGCGUGCAGUUUCGGCUAUUCUGUGAUGCAAUUUAUCGUGAUGAGAGAUACCACUGCGAGACUGUUCAAGACACGAUUUGGGUAUCCGACUUUGGUGGAUACUACACGCAAUGUCUGGCCUCGGGUUCAGCCAGCAGAGAUCCUUGUAUGUAUCUUUACAGGGUUCUCCGCUCUGAUUCUAUGCCCAAUUGCAUAUGUAAUCCAUAGGCAUUAUUCAUGGGCCAUCUACAAGUCUGUUCACGGCAGCUUGGAUACUCGAAUGCGUUACCUGGCUUAUGAGGAACCAGAAUAUACUCUUACAAUGGUUAUCAUUCCCGCUGCCAUCAUUGCGAUAUUCCUUGGUGUCUGGUUUGUCCAGCGCGAACGAACCAUUGGUGCGGUUGCUAUCAUUGUGAGCUUCUCUGCCUCUAAUAUGGUCCCAUCGAGUUACUCCAUCGCCUUCUAA